Molecule: messenger RNA, 798 nt
Organism: Populus euphratica (Euphrates poplar)
Lineage: Eukaryota; Viridiplantae; Streptophyta; Magnoliopsida; Malpighiales; Salicaceae
Product: mini zinc finger protein 2-like
Exons: 1
Coding region: 101-493 (130 amino acids)
Biological process (GO): regulation of DNA-templated transcription; regulation of developmental process
Cellular component (GO): nucleus
Molecular function (GO): DNA-binding transcription factor activity; transcription cis-regulatory region binding
Source: RefSeq, a predicted model, not a curated record
CCGGUUUACAUGUUAUAAAUACACCCUCUAGGGUUAGGGCUUGUAGUAACAACUAAAAGCAAGUUAUUGAUUCUCUCUCUUUUCCCCUCUUUCUCUCCAGAUGCCAGCUUCUAAUUAUAGGCCAGUCUUCCAAUUGGAGAGUUCUAGCCUAGUUUAUCAAGGAUUUGAAAGAGGAAAAGGCAGUGUGGAAUUAGGGAGUAGCAUGAUGAGGAAGCGACAAGUAGUGGUAAGAAGAAUGGAAGAACCUUCAAGAAGCUCAACGACUUCUUUCACUAUCAGGAAUGUUAAGUAUGGAGAGUGCCUAAAGAAUCAUGCUGUUAGUGUUGGAGGUUAUGCUGUUGACGGGUGCAGAGAGUUCAUGGCUAAUGGCGAGGAAGGCACAGCUGGUGCACUCACAUGUGCCGCUUGUGGUUGCCAUAGAAACUACCACAGAAGGGAAGUGGAGACAGAGGUGGUAUGUGAUUGUUCAUCACCUUCUUCAAAUGGUAAUUAGAAUUUCGAUGAGUGCUGGGGUUUUAUGUAUAGUGUAUGACUUUUACUUUUCCUGUUUGGAUUUGUGAUUGUUGCUCUUGUUGUUUUAUUAUUAAUGGUUUUUAGGGUUGAUGGACAUCAUAAGUGGCGCUCCUCUAUAUAUGAUUUGUGUAUGUGAAAAGCUAAUGGAGAACAGUGAAAAUUAACUGAGUGAUGUGUUUUUGAUGAUCAAUGAACAUUGCCAUAGCAAAUUGCUGGCACUAGGAUGAAUUAGCUGUUAUAAGCUUCAUGAUUGGAGCGAAUAAAGCAUAUGUAAUGCAGCAGUUA